This is a messenger RNA of Talaromyces amestolkiae, 882 nucleotides long. RefSeq lists its product as uncharacterized. NCBI's taxonomy places the organism in Eukaryota, Fungi, Ascomycota, Eurotiomycetes, Eurotiales, Trichocomaceae. Gene Ontology annotation, molecular function: transmembrane transporter activity. Gene Ontology annotation, biological process: transmembrane transport. The record is from RefSeq and is a predicted model, not a curated record. The transcript has a single exon. Bases 1 to 882 code for a protein of 293 amino acids.
AUGUUCACAGUAUACCUCAUUUUCAUUCCAGAAMCCUGCCGCAACAUCGUCGGUAACGGUUCAGUGCCGCCACAGUACUGGAACAAGCCAGCAAUACAAUAUGUGAAAGACAAGAAGAAGGGAAAAGAUAAUCGUGAUGGUGCACAACAUGCAACCAUCUCCAAAAAACAGAGACCCGGCCUAUUGUCUUCUAUCCCGAUCAUCUUCCAGAAGGAAUCAUUCCUGAUUCUCAUUUUCGGGGCCAUUCUUUAUUCUGGCUAUAUUGUGAUCCUCACUGGGUUACCGCAACAGCUUUCGUCAACGUACAAUUACAAUUCAAUUCAAGUCGGCCUGUGUUAUAUUCCUAUCGGUGUCGGACCAAUACUUAUCAGACCAAUAGUCGGUCGAAUAAUGGACGCCAACUUCCGUCGCCAUGCCCGAAAAUCAGGUGUCGCAACUAUUGACAAAAAUGUCCAGCAAGAUAUCGACAAAAUUCCGAUUGAGAGAAUUCGACUUGAAAUUUCAUUGGCGUUUGUCUACAUUUCAUCAAUUGCGAUUCUCCCCUAUGGGUGGGUGAUGGGGUUGCAAAAGCCACCACUUCCAGCUGCACUUGUUCUUCUGUUUAUUAUGGGGCUCUGCACCUCUGCAGCGGUUCAACCUUUGACUGCCCUAAUCAUUGAUAUCAACCCGAAAAGCCCAGCUGCCGGGGGCGCUGCGUUCAACCUAGUUCGAUGCCUCCUUGCAGCGGGAGGUGCAGCUAUAGUCAAUCCACUGCUUAAAUCUAUUGGUCGAGGAUGGACAGGUACCCUCGUUGCUCUCAGUUGGAUCGUGUUAAGUGUUUGCUGGUGGGCGGUCAUCAUAUGGGGUCCAAAGUGGAGAAAGCAGGCGAAAGAGAAAAGCUGA